UCAAUGGAAACACAACUAGUGUUGUUACUUUUUCCUGAUGUUUUCACAAUAAAAAUCUGUUCAGAUUUAGCCAAAUUUGCCCAAUAUCUGCUUUUAACUCUAAGUAAUUGGACAGAUUUGACCCUACUUACUAUGAAAGAAAACAACAAAUACUUUCUUACAUUUCCCAUUGUAAAAAUUGGUAAUAAUUUUGCCCUUAAUUACAAAAAAGAUGUUUGUAUCAAUAUUCUGCGCUGGCAGGGCCAAGUUUGAGUGACUCUUCAUUUCCAAUCCCGGGAUGCAAAAAAUCUGUCAGGAGGCCACAAAUGGCCCCUGAGCCUCACUUUUGAACACUCCUUAUAUAGAGAGUUAGUUAGUUAACGAUGUGUUGCCACAAGAGGGCGACACCACUUAAAGUUUUCUUUACGUUAACUAUGUUUAUAUGUCGCUGUCUACACACAAAGACAGAAUCAACUAAAGACUUACAGCAACUCCUACAUCCCACGCGCCAACUUCGUCACGUCACACAUUUUCCGACAGUCUGUUGAAUACCAUGUACUCUACUUCCCUCACUGUUUGGUUGUGAGCUCGUUGUUGUUGAUUGAAUGGGGAUUUAAAUAAAGCGUGGAAAAGACCGUGCGCGCGCGCGCGACCUCGUUGGCUCGGCCCCCCCGGGUUGAACUUUGAACCUCAUCCACCUCAGGGAGCAGCGACUCAUCCUACCGAGCUGCUCAAACCGCACGAGGAGCGAAAUAAAGUCAUCACGAGAGAAGGAGUGGGGUUGUGUGGGGGGGAAACCUCAGCAAAACCAGAUGGCUCAAACUCCACGGACGUCGUGAUUUUUUUUUUUUUACCCGGCUGAUUUAAAUGCUCUCGCGGCGGCUGUUGUAGUGGGUUUUUAUUCUCGGGAGAAAACCUGCCCUCUGGAAAAACAAGCCAACAAAAAGUGGAGAUGUUUGACGUGAAAUGGCUCGCCGCGUGCGCGCUGGCUCUGAGUGCGGUCACGCACGGCGCUGAGGUGGCUGGGCGGAAUGGACAGGGAUUUCUGGAGAAUAUUUUACACUUUUACGGUGAGAAUAAAUCAAUUACCACAGCGAAGCUUGAAGAUAUGCUGCUGUUGAUCUCAGCCAGGAGGUCUGAGUCAAUAAGUGAAGGAAAUCCGCUGGAAAGCAAAGAGUGUCCCUCAGCGGAGCAGAUUCUGUCCCAUUUUGGCUUCAGUAACGUCACUGAGCUGACCGUGGAACACCUGGGGCGGAUCUGUCCCGCCGUGUUGACCCAGGUGCUGCUGCCCUCCUGCCCCUACGUCAACCCGAUAACUGUGCCCUCCGUCGACUACUCUGUGUGGGGUUAUGGAUUUCUGGCUGUUACCAUCAUCAACCUGGCGUCCCUUCUUGGUCUGCUGCUGAUCCCCUUCACCAAGAAGCCUUAUUUCCCUCAAGUGUUGACUUACUUUAUAGGCCUCGCCAUCGGGACUCUCUUUUCCAAUGCUGUGCUUCAGCUCAUACCAGAGGCUCUGGGUUUUGAUCCUAAAGCAGAUGACUACGUGGCAAAGGCAGUUGGCAUAUUUGGAGGAUUUUACCUUUUAUUUUUUGUGGAAAAAAUACUGAAAAUGUUUCUCGGGAUUGGCCUCGAGCACGGCCACAGCCACUUCACUCCCGUGGACCCGCCUCAGGAAAACAGCGUCCAGAACGGAGACGCUCGGGUGAAAAGCGACUCUGUGGUGUUGACCAACAUCGCCACCGUUUCUACGGAUAAGAGCGGUCCGGCUGUCGAGCCCCAACAGGACGCCCAGGUGUCGGAAGUGACGUGUCACUGGCUGCGCGGGAAGCGCAUCGCCAGCAUCAAGACGGUGGCCUGGAUGAUAUCUCUGAGCGACGCCGUGCACAACUUCAUCGACGGCCUGGUCAUCGGCGCGUCGUUCACCGUGUCCGUUCUGACGGGGUUCAGCACGUCCACCGCCAUCGUUUGUGAGGAGUUUCCCCAUGAGCUGGGCGACUUUGUUAUCCUGCUGAAUGCUGGAAUGAGCGUCCCGCAGGCCGUUUUCUUCAACCUGCUGUCGGCAAUGUCCUGUUAUGUCGGCCUCGUGUUCGGCAUCCUGCUUGGAAACAGCUUUGCCCCGAAUCCUAUCUUUGCCAUCGCGGGAGGAAUGUUCCUGUAUAUUGCACUAGCAGACAUGUUUCCAGAAAUGGACAGUAUAGCAAAGGAGCAGCAAAAAACUUCAAGCAAGAUCGUUUUCUUUCUGAUCCAGAAUGCCGGGCUGCUCACCGGCUUCGCCAUCAUUCUGCUGAUCACCAGGUUCGCUGGGAGCAUCAACCUGGGAUAGGAGAGGAAAACAGAAAUCUUCACACGGUGCCUUUAUUUUUGUUUCUGCUCACACACAGGUUGGAGUGAGUGUGAACGUAAAAUGAAUGUCUGUACAAACUAAACCAAGUGUUGAUUGGUUCAAAACUGAGCUUUUAUACCUUUUUUUUUUUGGGACUAUCAAUCUAGUGGAAUGUUUUCUCCAUAAGAAGGGAACUUUUAUACAAUCAUGUAAAAAAGAAAAAAAAAUCAAGAACAUUUAUCUUAAAGAAACAAUAAAUUAUUUUUAGUCUUCAAAUGUGAAAUGGUUUGCAUUUACCUAAUGUGUGCUGUGUACAAUUUAUUAAAUACUGAUGAUUUUUAGCUCUGCUUCAUACAGUUUUUUAAACUCUAUUCUGAAACAA
Messenger RNA from Xiphophorus couchianus (Monterrey platyfish), 2684 nucleotides. It is a transcript of the gene slc39a8, whose product is annotated as solute carrier family 39 member 8. NCBI's taxonomy places the organism in Eukaryota, Metazoa, Chordata, Actinopteri, Cyprinodontiformes, Poeciliidae. Gene Ontology annotation, biological process: zinc ion import across plasma membrane; intracellular monoatomic cation homeostasis. Gene Ontology annotation, cellular component: plasma membrane. The record is from RefSeq and is a predicted model, not a curated record. Gene Ontology annotation, molecular function: zinc ion transmembrane transporter activity; monoatomic cation:bicarbonate symporter activity. The coding region runs from base 932 to 2302 and encodes 456 amino acids. The transcript is spliced from 8 exons.